Molecule: messenger RNA, 1183 nt
Organism: Electrophorus electricus (electric eel)
Lineage: Eukaryota; Metazoa; Chordata; Actinopteri; Gymnotiformes; Gymnotidae
Gene: lamp3
Product: lysosomal associated membrane protein 3
Biological process (GO): establishment of protein localization to organelle
Cellular component (GO): late endosome membrane; lysosomal membrane; plasma membrane
Source: RefSeq, a predicted model, not a curated record
GCAGACCAUUCACAACAGACCACCAGCAAGCCAGCAGAUGCAGGCCGAGCUCUCGAGAUGACUGAUGCAAGACACAUCACCAUGCAGUUUAUGAUUCUCUCUGCUUUGCUGUUUCUAGGAAGAGGCAUGGCUUCUGAGACCCUGGAGACUGAGCAUGCAGAGGCUGAUUUAGACCACUCAGGCAACGAGAAAGGUGCUUCACUCAACGUGUCCAAAAGGCCAAGUCUCCAACCCAAAGAGACAGCGCCAGCCACUGGGAGCUUUGUCUUAAAGAACCGGAAAGGCCAAGUGUGCGUGAAGGCAAACCUGGGAGUGGUGUACAUAGUGAUAGAGGACAAGAAAAAAUCAUUUUUCAACAUGAACCCAAAAUCCACUAUGGCAACAGGAUACUGUGGAGACCAGAGGGCUGUCCUUUCAUUGGUCUUUGAAGGUGGAAAUCUGGAGUUUACUUUCAUUAAGGAGGGCAGUGUGACCUAUGUGAGUAAGAUGAAGGCUGUUCUCGAGCCACAGCCUCCCUGUGAGAAAUGCAAAUCCAAAAAAUAUCCAGGUAUUAUGGACCAUGAAAAACUCUUCUCAGCCACCAAUGGAAAGAGCUUCAUGUGCAAUUCGGAGACUUCUUUAAUCCUGGCUGACAGUCUUAGAAUUAAGAUGGUUCCUUUGCAGAUUCAAGCCUUUGACCUGUCCAAAGGGACAUUUGGAAACGAGGUGGAGUGCUGGGCAGACUACACAAAACGGAUCGUGCCCAUUGUCCUGGGCGCUGUAGCUGUGAGCGUCAUCCUCAUCGCCGUGCUGGUGUAUGUGCUCCUGCGCGAACGCCGUGGGCAAAACUAUGAACAACUUUAAGAACUUGUGCAUGAUCUACAUAAAAUGUGGCUCUUGUGUUUACAACAGUGUAGAUAUAUAGUUAGUUACUCAAAACAGUGUAGCCAUUCACCUAAAAGGUUAUGUGGAUGUUGACGCCACUAUUCAGAUAAAUCUGGUACAAAGUCAAGCCAAGACUGUGACUGUUUUAAUUCGCGUUGUUAUAAAAUAUCUGACUGAGGCUUUAAAAUGAGUGAUAGCUACUGCAAUUCAUUGUGUAUUAUUUGUCAAUAAUAAGGAAAAGCACUGUAUUUGUUCGUUUGAUUUUGUCACAUGUAUGAAUGAGAAUUUUUUACUACUAUCAAUAAAGUAUGGAAAAAUC